This is a messenger RNA of Huiozyma naganishii CBS 8797, 1362 nucleotides long. RefSeq names its product Tda3p (gene TDA3). Bases 1 to 1362 code for a protein of 453 amino acids. Gene Ontology annotation, cellular component: late endosome; cytoplasm. Gene Ontology annotation, molecular function: oxidoreductase activity. The record is from RefSeq and is a predicted model, not a curated record. Gene Ontology annotation, biological process: retrograde transport, endosome to Golgi. NCBI's taxonomy places the organism in Eukaryota, Fungi, Ascomycota, Saccharomycetes, Saccharomycetales, Saccharomycetaceae. The transcript has a single exon.
AUGGAUGGGAAAGAGAAAGUUACAGGCGAGCGCUCGGUAGAGAUAGCGAUAGUAGGUGGUGGUAUUAUAGGGUGUUCCAUUGCGUACUACUUGACCAAGCAUCCGAAUUUUGAUGCAAAACGGUACCAUAUCACUAUCUUUGAGUCUAAUAACAUCGCGUGUGCAGCGUCCGGUAAAGCUGGUGGGUUGUUGGCGUCGUGGGCUUUCCCUGCACAGAUUGGUGCGUUGAGUUUUAACUUGCACCAGUUGCUUGCUGCGGAGCACGAUGGGGCUAAGAAAUGGGAUUACAGACAUCUCGAUACUAUUAAUUUGGAGGCUGAUUUGAGAAGGGGGGACAGUCAGUUGUCGUUGAACUCUCUGUUGCGGAAGCAAAGGGAACACGCCAGGAGAUUGGAGAAGAGCAAGAAAUGGAGCAAGUAUGGUGAAAGUUCUACACCGGAAGGUGAUUGUGAUGACACGGACGGUGGUGAUGAUGAUGGAGACGACACUUUGAUCGGGAAGAACAGGUCGGAUUUGCCAACAAACCUACGAUGGAUUGAUGGUAAGAAAGUCAAGAGUUGGUCGUAUAUCAGUGAUAGUGCAGCGACGGCACAGUUACACCCUUACAAGUUCACAAAGUUUCUUUUUGGGGAGGCAGAAAUGUCCGGGAGCGUCGACUUAGUGUACGGUAAAGUCACCCAGUUGAAGAUGACUGAGGACAGGGAGACCAUUGUUGGUCUCGAGUACGAGCCCGUCUCGAAGCAUUCAGACCCCGCUAAAGCAGAUGAGGACGAGCACGUGCGUAAAGUGCACAAAGUGGACAAGCUUAUUAUAGCCGCAGGGCCCUGGACCUCUGAGAUUCUCCCCGAAUGCCCCGUUUCAGGGUUGCGCGCUCAUUCGAUCAUCAUCAAACCAGACGAUAUUUCCAAGAUUUCACCGUACGCACUGUUCACCGAGUUGCAGAUAAGCGACGCGGAGACUUUCUCCCCCGAGAUAUACACUCGCAGGGACGUCGUGUACGUGUGUGGGGAGGGCGAGGCGAUGGCACUGCCGGACCCUACCCAGGACGUCGAGAUAACGCAGGAGAAGUGCGAUAAACUGUACAAAUAUGCAUGCGAGGUUUCCCCCCUACUCAGCGCGGGGAAACUGGUGACGAAGCAGGCGUGCUACUUGCCCGUGCUGGACGUGGCGACGAGUUCGGGCCCAUUGAUGGGCGAGACGAACGUCGAAGGACUGUACUUGGCCAGCGGACACUCCUGUUGGGGGAUCAACAACUCGCUGGCCACGGGUAAGAUCAUGUCUGAGAUUGUAAUGAACGGCGAGACCCUUUGCGCCAACGUCGAAAAUCUGGACCCGAAGCUGUAUUUCGACGCAAGGGUGUAG